GUGAUCCCGAUUAAGUGGCAAGCCUCAUUACCCCAUCUCGCAAACACCUUCGCUCCCCUUUCGGUGGUUCUUCCGGCAAUAUCGACUUGAGACCGUCCAGUCUCGGUUUAUCCCAUUGUCUCUCGGCCCCCAGUCCGACCUUUCAACCCCGCUCAAAGCUCUGCCUAGCACAAGGCGCAACCCCGCCGAAAAUGUCGUUGACAAAUUCCCGUUUUUACGAGGAGAAGUACCCGGAGGUGGACAGCUAUGUCAUGGUCAAUGUGAAGCAGAUCGCCGAAAUGGGCGCAUACGUGAAGCUGCUGGAAUAUGACAACAUCGACGGCAUGAUCCUGCUCUCCGAACUGUCGCGCAGACGUAUCCGCAGUAUCCAGAAGCUCAUCCGUAUUGGCCGUAACGAGGUCGUCAUUGUGCUCCGUGUGGACAAGGAGAAGGGUUAUAUUGAUCUGUCCAAGCGUCGUGUUUCCCCUGAGGAUGUUAUCAAGUGUGAGGAGAGAUAUAACAAGAGCAAGGCUGUGCACUCCAUCAUGCGCCAUGUCGCCGAGGCCACCCAGACCCCUCUUGAGACCCUAUACCAGCAGAUCGGAUGGCCCUUGAACCGCAAAUACGGCCACUCCCACGAUGCUUUCAAGAUCUCCAUCACGAACCCCGAUGUGUGGAACGACGUCGAAUUCCCCAGCGAAGCCGUCAAGAAGGAGUUGACGCAUUAUAUCAGCAAGAGACUUACCCCUCACCCCACCAAGGUCCGUGCCGAUAUCGAGGUUACCUGCUUCGGCUACGAUGGUAUCGAUGCCGUCAAGGAGGCCCUGCGCACUGCCGAGGCCAACAACAACGCCGAAAGCCAGAUCAAGGUCAAGCUGGUCGCCCCUCCUUUGUACGUCUUGACCAGCCAGUGCUUGGACAAGGCUAUUGGUAUCCAGCAGCUCGAAGAGGCCAUUCAACGGAUUGAGGCCAAGAUCAAGGAGUCCGGUGGUGCCUGCACAGUUAAGAUGGCUCCCAAGGCUGUUACCGAGCACGACGAUGCUGCCCUCCAGGAGCUCAUGGAGAAGCGUGAGCGUGAGGUCAUGUUGGUCAGCGGUGAUGAGGAUGACUCCGAGAGCGAUGAGGGCAACCUUGAGUAAAUUGCGCAUGGGUAUGCCGACUGAUACCGUCUGGUGGUCUACGGGCUUGCUCAAAUGAUGAUGAACGGUGGAGGAUACAACAGUUCGUCUAACGAAC
This is a messenger RNA of Aspergillus uvarum CBS 121591, 1215 nucleotides long. RefSeq names its product translation initiation factor eIF2 subunit alpha. The transcript has 4 exons. Gene Ontology annotation, cellular component: eukaryotic translation initiation factor 2 complex; eukaryotic 48S preinitiation complex; multi-eIF complex. The record is from RefSeq and is a predicted model, not a curated record. NCBI's taxonomy places the organism in Eukaryota, Fungi, Ascomycota, Eurotiomycetes, Eurotiales, Aspergillaceae. Bases 192 to 1118 code for a protein of 308 amino acids. Gene Ontology annotation, molecular function: RNA binding; translation initiation factor activity; ribosome binding.